CCCGAUCUGGCCACAUACAAGAACAGGCACGAGGCACAACAAGAAUGACGAGCAGAUACAAGUGCUUCGAAAGCCAGCCAGGCUGCUGUAGUGCAUGCUGCGGCACGAGGCAAAGCGCAGGCGCAACGAGGCGCGAGAUUGAAAGCGAUGCGUGCACGUCCCUCGAAGUAAGAGUCGACUCCAGCAGGCAGCUUGAAGUGGGGGCCAGGGACUGCGCCCUGGGAGCGCUGAGCGGGCCGCUGCUCUGGGCCAUCACGCUCCACUCAGCACCUCCAUCACCGCACCUGUCACCGCUCUGCGCCCUGACUCGCCCUCUGCUCAGCACCUCCGCCUCGCCUCACCCACACCUUGCUCUCUCCCAUGCCGCGCCGCGCAGCCGCCGCACGCAAGGUCGACUACCGCGAGCACGCGCGCCUCGACGGCUGGCCGCGCAGCCGCGCCGCACGCUCGAGCGAGAAGGAGGCCGCGCGGCUGCCCAAGAAGAAGAAGAAGGCGGCUAGCCAGGCCGAGGGCGAGGCGGGCGACGAGAACGCGGAGCCGGAGCCGGACGGCGCGACGUCGACGGACUCUUCAGAGGAGUCCGUCGAGGACAUUGCUCAUGUCGGCCGCGGUCGCCGGAGUGAGGAGAGCGAGUCGGAGCUGGAGCUAGAUGAGUCGGACUGCGAGGACACGCGCGGCCUGCGCCGCAGCAGCCGGGCCGGGGCGUCGUCGAAGAGCUAUGCGUACGAAUGGGACAAGGACGGCAUCCUCAUCGACCGCCGCGCGAAGAAGGAGGAGGAGAGUUGGGCCCGCAUCGAGCUGCACAAGCACGAGAAGAUCCUGCGCGAGAAGCAGCUGCGGGCACUGGCAGCGCAGCCGCCGCCGUUGUCCGCGCGAGAGUCGGCCUCUCCCUCGCCGGUCUCCGAGGCUGAGCCUUCGGCGUCGGCUAGACAGCGCCAGCGUCGCCUGCGCAGCAGCAGCGAGGAAAGCGACGAGCGUGAAGCCACGCCCAAGCAGCGUCGGCCGCUGAAGAAGAACAAGACGACGGCGACCACCUCCACGCGCGCCGCCAAGGCCGGGCCCUCCAAGCGCGCCCAGCAGCAAGCUGCCUCGCCGGUGCCCAGGCCGCGUGCUCGUCCGCUUGCAGGCACGUCGCGCAACCAGCCGAUGGACUUUACGGCAGAUGCUCCGAGCGGCAGCAGUUCGGACGUCGAUGGUGUCCCGCCUGGCGGCGCUCCGCGGGCGCCCACGGCCUCGCCGCCGCCAGUAGCGUCGCCACGGACGCCCAUCCACGCAGGCGAAUGGAUCAACGAUGGUGUCAUCACAGACGACGAGCAGGAGAAGCAGCGAGAGCAGCAGCCCGAGCCUGAGUCCUCGGCCAAGGCUGCACCGCAGCACCCUGCGUCUGGCGCAAGUCUUCAGACGCCGACGCCUCGCUCGCAGCACCGCAGCAUCAAGGCGAGCAACUCGACUGCUGGACGUGCAGCGGAGAGCAGCAGCUCUCAGCACCAAGUCGUCAAGAAGGAGGGCGGAGGAGGUGUCGGCGCGCUCAAGUCGUCGAGGGCGGCGAACGAAAAGCUCUUCUUCACGGACAGCGAAUAGCUGCGCCCGCCGCGAAACCGGGCUCGUAUCGCCUGCUCGCGAGCUGUACGCUCUUCGAAAGCCGCAGCGAGGGCGAAGUGUCGCUCGCAUACCACACACAUACCUUCCGCAUCCACCUGCCUCUGUCUCCAGCCUGUUCCCGUCGUCCCGCCCAUACCUUUCCGUCUCUGCCUCCACCCACGUCCGUCUGUACCAUACGUGCAUCACACGCCACAG
Tilletiopsis washingtonensis is the source of this 1797-nucleotide messenger RNA. RefSeq lists its product as hypothetical. The transcript has 2 exons. The record is from RefSeq and is a predicted model, not a curated record. Bases 361 to 1581 code for a protein of 406 amino acids. Lineage: Eukaryota; Fungi; Basidiomycota; Exobasidiomycetes; Entylomatales.